Molecule: messenger RNA, 1389 nt
Organism: Vicia faba (fava bean)
Lineage: Eukaryota; Viridiplantae; Streptophyta; Magnoliopsida; Fabales; Fabaceae
Source: the annotation of a GenBank genome assembly
AUGGGAGCGUCCACGUCAUCGGAGCCGAGAGUCCCGGCGGAACAACAGGAGGUGGAAAACGUCGCAGCUUCCACCGGAGCUCUUCCCAUACUUCAAAAAGCUUUCUCCAAGUUCGCCAAUUCCGAAACAAACGCAAUUCCCUUAGAAAAUCUGCAGCAAUGCUUCGGUUUCACUCGCGAAGGUCGAAGUUACUCUGCAGAAAACGCGAAAAAUUCGUUUCCGGUGUUAUUGGAUCACUUAGGUUCAUCCUUAGUUGGUCACUUUUUCAUUUCUGGUAAAGGAGGAAUAAACUGGGUUGAAUUUGUGAAAGGCUAUAACAAGUGUUGUGCUAGGAGGAUGAUGAUUGCAAGGCGAACGGCGGUUACGUCGUGUGUUGAAGAUAAAGAUGGGUUUGAUGUGUGGGAUUGUGAUAUCGCGAGCUUGGACGUUCAGCUUCCGGUUGGGAAGUUUGUUACAUGGGUCAUGAGUACAGUGCCAUGCCUCCCUGAUUGCUUAAAGCAGUAUUUUCAUGCAAGACUGCAAGUGCUAGUAACUGAAGGGGAUGAAUUGGCAUCCUCUGAUUCCUUCUCUGUUGAAGAAAUCUCAUCUACAGCUGCAUGUGAUUAUAUUUUAACCCAAGGAAGGGCGUGGGCAAUUUCUAUCACACAGAGAAGUACAAUAAAUGAUGAGAUUUCUAGAGCCUUUAUUAGCAAUGGAGCUGGAAUGAAUGAUAACCUUAUUUAUCGUUCAUCAACCCAUGGAAGAGGCCUCAACAGAUUUUGGUCUCGUGUUGAAGGUUACCAUGGCCCAUUGCUAAUUUUGGUUGCUGCAAGUUCGGGAAAUGAUCAUGAGGGAAAUUCUGCAAUCAGGAAAUUUGUUAUAGGUGCCCAAACUAAUGAAGGUCUUGAAAAUAAAGAUGUCUUCUAUGGAACCGCUGGUUGUUUAUAUUCUUUAAACCCACUGUUUCAUGUAUUUCCACCUACUGGCAAGGAAAAAAACUUUGUGUAUAGCCACCUGCAUCCUACCGGUAGAGCUUACCAAUCACAUCCAAAGCCAGUUGGAGUUGCAUUUGGAGGAACUCCGGGAAAUGAAAGAAUAUAUAUUGAUGAAGAUUUUUCCAAACUGACCAUUCGCCACCAUGCUGUUGACAAAACUUAUCAGAGUGGUUCCCUCCUUCCGGAUCAGGGUUUCCUGCCUACUGAAGCUCUCAUUUCAGAAGUUGAAGUUUGGGGACUCGGUGGGAAAGCAGCAAAGGAAGUGCAAGACUCAUAUAAGAAGAGAGAAGAUCUUUUCACUGAGCAAAGACGAAAAAUUGACCUGAAGACAUUUUCCAAUUGGGAGGAUUCACCCGAGAAAAUGAUGAUGAAUAUGAUGUCUGAUCCAAACGCUGCUCAAAGGGAAGAUCGUUGA